Molecule: messenger RNA, 3665 nt
Organism: Neoarius graeffei (lesser salmon catfish)
Lineage: Eukaryota; Metazoa; Chordata; Actinopteri; Siluriformes; Ariidae
Exons: 7
Coding region: 160-1968 (602 amino acids)
Biological process (GO): regulation of DNA-templated transcription
Molecular function (GO): DNA-binding transcription factor activity, RNA polymerase II-specific; RNA polymerase II cis-regulatory region sequence-specific DNA binding
Source: RefSeq, a predicted model, not a curated record
AGUACGCUUGAAAAAUUCCUUAGCGGGCCGGGAAACCACGCAUGCACCGACCAAUAAACAACACUUGUUUAUCUCUGUAUUUGAGGUAUAUUUGUCCCCCCCAGGAAGUGAAGAUUGUGAAAUACACCCUUUCUUGUUCUCUGCAACAAAGUGAACAUCAUGGAGGUGGAAGACCCUAUUUCUGCUAGAUUUAGGACCAUCGUUGAGGCACUCAUGAUAAAGACGACAUCGGAGAUUGUGAAGGUUUUUGAUGAUGUUAUGUUGGAGACGAGAAUGGAGAUCUCUCGUAGCUGGAGGGAAAUUGAUGACUUGAAGCAUGAGUUGGGACAGAGAGAAAAGCAGCAAGCAGAGUCCAAUUUCAGAAGUCAUAUAACUCCAGUGACUUUCAAAACUGAAGAGAAUGACAUGGUGCUGUCCCAGCAGAGUCCGAUGAUUCUUGAAAGUACAAAAAACAGGGGUGAAAUGCCUGAAAAUGCCACGGUUGAGGAAACAGACACCAGACAGGACAGCGUUUUGGUUCCUGAACAAGCAACUCCAGAAAUUACAGCGCCUGAAACAUCUGGCUCAGAGGCCCAGGUAACCAAGUUAGAAACGAGACCUAAAAGCAGUCAUCAACCUACAUCUCGUGCAGUCUCAGAGCCUCAGACAUCUGCCACAGAGACCAAAGUGCUGCCGAGUUCUCCAAUCCAAGCUGUUUCAGUGGUCAGCCCCCAGCAAACGUCAUCUAGCACAGACAUCAUAAUUCUGAGUAAAAAGUCACCGGGGAAGGGAGCAGUGGUGUCAAAGAAAAAAUACAUGCAAAAAAAAAUUUCUUCCACACAAAGCAACAGUCUAACACACACACUCCGUGACAGGCACCUCCUGAGCAGCCAGAAACCUUGUCUGUGCUGCUUUUCAGACCAAUACCCAGAGCAACAAAACGAGCCAAAAAAGGUUUCACCGAUGGCUUCACGUGUGUACACCUGCACGGACUGUGGGACAAAGUUUCACGAAAGGGCCACAUUUAAGAGCCACAAGUGCUCCAGCAAGCCUAAGUGUAGCAGGUGUGGACAGACAUUCACUAGUCUGAAAUCUCUGGCCAGUCACAAUCGGAUUGUACCCCCUACAUUGAAGAAGCCAUUCCCAUACAAGUGCUACCUCUGUGAUCACAUGUUUGCUACUCAGUGUGGCUGGAACAUACACAAGCGGAUCCAUGCUCAUGGUCAUGUUUCUGAGAUGGCUCAAGAUGAUCUCCACAGCCCCUCCAAUUCAUUUCCAGUGUCCAAAGAACUAAAGGCCAAAGUAGAAGUUCGCUUGGAGAGAAUUUCAGAGGCUGAGUUGGAAGCUGCAUUAUUUCCUAAAGGCUCCUUGUUGUUCGAUGAUAACAGAGUGAGCUCUGUGGGGCCAUCCAAGAACCUGUCCUCAAUUGUGGAACCCACACCAUCUACAGGGACCUCUAAUAAACCGUCUGCAGGCACAACCAGCAAUUCACCAAUGUUAAAUAAGGCAUCUGUAUCUAACAGCUAUACAGAGCUUGUCAUGGAAUGUCAGGCUUUCAGUUCAGGGACUGAAUCAAAUGAACGCGUCAGGCAGUUAGGUGAGGGAACAGAAGCUUCAGUUUUUCCAACUGUCUCGAGCAAAAACCAGCCAGUGGAAAAGUGGACGCAGUCAAAAUCAUUGAUUGCACGUAGAGUUGACAGUGUGGAGUGUGAUGAAGGUUCAUCCAGUGCAAGUGAAGAUUUAUCAAAAGGAUUAAAUUCACUUUCACGGAAACGGAAAAUGUCAGAUUGCAAUCAUGAUAUGUACAAUGGUGUGUUUCCUGUUGAGAAAAUUCUCAGAUGGAGAAAUACAAAGGGUCGAAAUGAAGUCAGAAUCAAGUGGAUGCCUUGCUCAUUAUGUGGGGCAAAAUGGAAAAACACAUGGGAGCCAGCUGAAAGUUUUAUCUCUUAUAAGGAUGGCAAAAAUGAAGAAACUGACAAACAAAAUUAAAAUGUGUGGUGACAGUAAUGUUUGCGCUCACUGUACAGAUGGCACAAAGCUUAUGAGCUGAGAAUGUUGGUAGAGUUACUGAUUUUUAGAUUGAGCUCUGUGCUUUGUGUUUGGGCAUAUAAAAGGCAAAAACAGGAUAAGAUCUAUAUAUGUAUUAUCAUGAUUUAUUUUUUUCGCGGUCCGGUUUCCAUCAAAUCCUGCGCUCUGAUUGGCUGGCGAGCGGGUCCGGUUACGGACCUCUGGCGACCCACUCGUUCACAACAACAACAAUCAUCGUAGCAAUUUUUGUCAACAUUUAUUUUCGCAUUUCUCAAGAGAAUAGCAUUAAUUUUACAGCAUGGAUAGCGAUGACAGUCUUCACAGCGAAAGUGAGUUUUACUAUCCUGAGGAAGACGAAAUAAAAGAAAACAUUUCAGGAGAAAGCUAAAAACCUGUAACUGUUGCUAACGCCGAGCAAAAACAUGGCUGAAUCUUGAAUGAAUAAAUUUUGUAUAAAUAGGGGACUGCAUAGGCAGCAAAAUGUAGUUGUUUUUUUUUUUUUCCUGCCAUGGAAGUGCACUUGUAUACUGAGGAGGAAGUAAAUGGCGGCUUGCCUCGGCUCGGUUUUCCCUUUCGGGCACUCUCAUUUUCUGUUAGAAUUUGGUAAAGAAAAAAAUAAAUAUAUUAUUUACCAGCUUAUGGUCGGUCUGUAUGGUGAAAUACCGUGACCUCAGCCUUAAAUACUGACCUCGGCCCAGAGGGCCUCGGUCAGUACUUUCAAGACCUUGGUCAUGGUAUUUCACGAUACGGACCUCCCAGCUGGUAGAUAACUUGUAUUUAUUUUUUUCACGGUCCGGUUUCCAUCAAAUCCUGUCCUCUGAUUGGCUGGCGAGUGGGUCCAUAUCCUAUGAUGCGGACCCUGGUUACGGACCUCUGGCGACUCGCUCGUUCACAACAACAAACAACAUAGCAAUUUUUGUCAACAUUUAUUUUCGCAUUUCUAAGAAGAAUAGCAUUAAUUUUACAGCAUGGAUAGCAAUGACAGUCUUCACAGCGAAAACGAGUUUUACUACCCUGAGGAAGAAGAAAUAAAAGAAAACAUUUCAGGAGAAGGCUAAAAAUCUGGACUGUUGCUAACGCCGAGCAAAAACAUGGCUGAAUCCUGAAUGACUCAAUUUUGUAUAAAUAGGGGACUACGUAGGCAGCAAAAUGUAGUUUUUUUUUUUUUUUUUUCCUGCUUUGGAAGUGCACUUGUUUACCGAGGAGGAAGUCAUUUACAUGACAGCCGUGAAUGAGGAUUCAAAAUGGUGCCUCGGCGCUCUCGUUUUCUGUUAGAAUUUGGUAAAGGAAAAAAAUAUAUAUAUAUUAUUUACCAGCUUAAGGUCGGUCCGUAUGGUGAAAUACCGUGACCUUGGUCUUGAAUACUGACCUUGACCCAGAGGGCCUCUGUCAGUACUUUCAAGACCUCGGUCACGGUAUUUCACGAUACGGACCUCCCAGCUGGUAAAUAACAUUUAUUUUUUUCACGGUCCAAAUCCUGCGCUCUGAUUGGCUGGCAAGCGGGUCUGUAUCCUACGGUACAGACCCCAGUUAUGGACCUCUGGUGAUUUGCUCGUUCACAACAACAAACAUAGUAGCAAUUUGUGUCAACAUUUAUUUUCGCAUUUCUCCGGAGAAAUGUGUUAUUUACCAGCUGGGAGGUCUGUAUCGUGAAAUAC